AUGGUUUAUACUUUCAUCUUGUUUUAUCUACAUAUUGGUAGACCCACGGGCUCUUCAUCAGACAAACAGUCUGGCUAUAUCAGAGAUAGAUCUGGAGGCGAUAAUCCCAGAUUACCCAACAGAGCCCUUUCUCCAAAUCUUUCUGGAACUUCUCAGUCUCGCUCUACCAGCAACUCCAAUGCGAACCAUUCCGACUAUUAUCGCAAUCCAGAUGCUGGAAUAUAUAUGAAGCGACCCCCUGAAUCUACCGAAGGCUCGGCUAAUCUACCUUCAACCUCUACCACUUCUGGAAUCACUAGAUCUAGAGACGACCUUUCUUAUUCCAGUAAAACCCCCACCGACCGUGCAAAGGCUACUCUUUUCAAUCCACAAUACAACAAUAGUGCACCCUCCAUCAAUACUUCUGCAUCACUACAAUCUACUACCACUUCCUCUAAAACUGAUCGCUCUUUGUCUAGAGGCCUGUCCACCGAAUCAGCACCUGCAUAUAAUAAUCGUUCAGAAAGAGGUGAGAGCAGCAAGGACCUUCGUUCGUCUGAUCAAAUAGAUACAAGAGAUCGUUCUGCUAAAUCUCCAGAUUUGUCUUCCAUAAGAGACCGUUCAAUGCGUCGUAUUGACAGAGACCGAAGUGGUCCUAUUUCUUCAAACUCAAUCACAACAUCUACUGCACAAGCCAAAAGCGACGACCGCGAACCAUUAUCAUCUACUCUCUCAUCCUCUAGCAGUCGGAAAUCUCCUUUGCUGAUGCGUCCUGCAGCUUCUAAUAAUAGUGGCUCUUCCGUUGGGUUGGAUUCCCGUAAUGCAAUGAGGCCGUCCGGUUCUACUGGCCGUGCUGCAGUUUCCAGUAACUCAACCCCCGAUGCCUUUGACAGCAUGCUACGCGACCUUGAUGACAUUGAUUCUCACGGCCCUCCUCCUACCUCCUCUAGAGUGGCUAUCUCAUCAAGUAGUAAUGCAAGACGUGCUGUUGGGCCUGACUAUGAUCGACUAAGUCAGUCUAUUGAUAGACUGAUGGAGUCCCCCGCUCUUUCAAACGGAAACGCUGCUCGAGCUGAUAGAUCUGCUGUUUCUAGUGGGGGUGCUCGUUCUGUUGAUCGUCUCAAUGAUCGUAAUACAAGCUCUACUGCAAUUAUGGAUUCCAGACGCAAAACAGAUUUUGACUCGGACAAAAACUCUGGCAGUGCCGGUUCGCCUGGCUCAACGACUCCAGAUAGAAGUCCAAUGAGUCCGCGUGGGUCUUCUGCUACGAGCACCUCUUUUUCAUCUGCUGGUAGAACUGAUCGUCGUCUUAGAGACAACAUGCGAUCUCCUCCUCCAUUGCGGACGGAUGGGUCUUCUUCGCUUCGUGCUGAAAAUAGGCAACGAUCUGGAUCUGAUCCUAACUUGAAUGUUGCCGAUCCUAACGAGCGCAGGGGGCUUUCUCGUUCUAGAGUUGUGGAUCGAGACAGGGAAUCACCUAGGCCUAGCUAUCGUUCUGCACAGAACCGACCAGAAGAUAUAGAUUCUUCUCCAGCUACUGAUCGAGACUCUGCUUCCCAACGUGCAAAUCGUUUUGCUGGUAGGCCAUCCUCUCCUUCAGCUGCUCAACCUGAUAGUGACAAAGGUCAAGAUUCUGUCAUGCAGGAAAAGGAGCGAAAAGAAAUGGAGCGUCAGCGUCGUGAACUGGAAAACUUGAAAUCCGAACAGCGCGAAGCUGAUCGUCAAGAGCUUGUGCGUGUUGCUGCUGAGCGCCAAAAACGAAUUCAAGCCGAUCGCGAGCGACGUGGGUCUGAUACUCGCGAGUUUAUGCUUCUUUCCCGUUCACCCAUCAACGAAGCUUUGGUUGUUUCCGACUAUAUUCGAGCUUUGAUUAGUACACUGCGCAGUGAUCCAACAGUUACCCCGAUUCCAGAUGACUUUACAUCCCCAGAUGCAUAUCAGUCAUGGCGGAUGAAUAUGAACGUUUCAUUGCAAAAAGUACUGGUGAACGUACUUAAACUUCGAUUUUUGAAACCCCAGGGAAAACCUGGUGAAGUUCCUCAAACAGAAAUCAAGUUAUUUUUCAAAGUGGUCCAGGCUUGCGGACUUAUUGCCAAAGAAGGCAGAUCUCGAGACGCCUAUUGCUCUAUCGAGUUUGGUGAUUUGUCUGGUCGAAAAAAGAGUAAACAUGCUCCCGAGACAACUAUUUGGAAAACCGAAGUGGUGCAGGGUACAACAAACCCAACUUGGAAUCAGCAUCUCAACUUUGAUGUUCAUAAUUUGACAGACAAAAUUCAUGUAGAGGUGUGGGAUUCACUCAAGGACCAGUUUUUAGGUAUUGCCAAAGUCAAUAUCAGUGAUGUCAUUACGCGAAGUGCACGGGAAGGAUACAUCUCAAUGUGGAUUCGUCUUGAGCCUCGAGACGCUAAAAACAAGGAUAAAUAUGUUGGUGGCAAGAUUCUUCUUGAAGCUGCAAUUGACAAGGAUGAUAACAAUCGUCGGCCGAAUGGAGGUCAGCCGGACAAACCUCAAACAUUUGAACAGUUCCAACAACAUUUGAAUUCGUGCCGAUUAAGUGGAAAGGCGCUGUAUCGCACACUUUUGCGGAGUAGCUUACUGUUGGACUUGCAUUCCAACCAGAACAAUCAACCUCCGAAUUCAGGUGUUGGCCCACCUCCACCACAAUCCGACCAAGACGUAUUAUCUGAAGAAUCUGUUACUAUGCUGAGAAUUUUGUCUCGAGUAUGGGGCGUUGGAGAGUCGGUUCAAGUAAUGCUAUAUAUGCAGUUGUUGCUGGAAAAGUACAAGACAGACCAAGUUCCUGUGACAGAAAUUCUCAAAGCGUUUGAGAUUUUGUUUGCCAAUGUCAAGCGUGAAGGAUGGGUUCCCACACCUGAACAUCCAAUGUUUGUUGGACUACUGCAGGAUCUUCAGGAUCAUUUUCAAACUCAAGUUACCAAAUACAAGGAAUUCUUUCCAAAAAACCGACCAGCUCGUGCACUAGAGACAAGUAUUUUAAUUUUGCGCAUGAUUCAGAAAUCACCACUAUUUAGGCAGGCUCACCCAGAAAUGCACGCCUCAUUUCGUGAAGAGCUGCGUCAAAUGCUACUCGAGGCCCUCAUUGUCAAAUUUCAACGGUUCCGUGAGCAUACAGCUCCAUUAGAUGACUCUGAUGUUGAAAGUGUUGUUGAGGGUAUCAAUCGACUAGCUGAGCUUGUAUCCGAAGAAAUAGAGAUUGACAACAAAUAUUUUCAGAGCUCAUUUUCCAAUGAGCUGGAUAUUGUCCGGCUCACUGCUGAAAACCACCUAAAGUAUUUUGUACUGACUCUAGAGGAUGCUAGUGAAUUGCUGGCAUCGCAAAAUGCGGUUGAGAGUGCAUCCAAGCUUGUAUUUGAGCUGUAUAAGAAAGUUAAAGUCAUGCAUGAGCGAUAUGCCAAAUUGGUUCCAGGACUAAAGAGUCUUUCCAUUAAUGCUGGGUUUAAUGCCGAGCGAUGGUUUUCUCCUUUUAUGAUGAAGUGGCUAGACAAACUGCAGGACAAGACAGUUGAAUGGGUGUCAAAUGCUGUUAAAGCGGAUACAUUUGAACCAAACGAUGGUGCUACAGAAGAUGGAUUCCCGCCACAUUCAUCGUCUGUGACAGAUAUUUUUUCAGCCAUUUAUUCCGAAUUGGAGUUUAUUACAGAUCUUGGAUGGAGCGACCCACUGGAAAAUGCUGUUUUUUUCCAAUCCUUUGCCAAGACAGUCAACAAGGCUAUUGAACAGUAUUGUGAUGCUAUUGCUAUUGGUGAACUAAAGCGUGCUUCAGACGGACCUACAACCGCUGCCGGAGCCAUGAAUGCGUUUGCUUUGAAUCUUCUUGGUGGGCGGUCAACUGCUCCCAAAGAUAUCCAACACGACUCUUGCGUUAAACUGCGAAAUAUCGAGUAUGCCAUGUCCAAGUUGCGUGAUAUGUAUCGCAUGAUGAAUGUUGCUGCAAUCACAAAAACAGUUUCAGAUCAUCGUAAAAGUAUGGCACCUACGCGACGUGGAGGCAAAAACCCAUUGGCAGCGAUCGCUGGUGCUGGGGCAAAGACUCCAACGGCCGCUGGUGAUCAGGAAGAGCUAAUUACGGGUGCAUUUAAAAUUCAUGCAUCUUUUGCUGAAAACAUUAAGCCAAUCAACAAGUACGGUAUGUCUAGUCCGUAUAUUAUUGUGCGUGUACCGGAAGGAACAGUGGUACCACCACCCGCGUUGGACACAUCAGCAUUGAAAACAACCCGAUCCAAGUCACAAAAUAGCCCAUCUAAUCAAGAAUCUGCUCCGCCUACUCCACCUGCACCAACUACUUUAACUGGAAGUAGUUGUGAACUGCUUCGUACUCGUGUUAUUCAGGACACAGUGAACCCCACAUGGGAUGAAACAUUUCAAAUUAUUUUCCCACCCAUAUCUCAGUUGGAAAUUCAGUGCUGGUCACGCAAUUUAAUUACUUUUGACGAACUAAUUGGCACAGCUUUAAUUGAUUUGUCUUCAAGAACAAGAUUGCGACGCAAGUUGGUUGAUAAUCAGACACAUGAUAUAUUUGUUGAGUUGGAACCACAGGGGAGAUUGCUGCUGAGACUGACAAUGGAAGGAGAGCAGGAAGAUGUAGCGUUUUGGUUUCGUCGAACCAACGAACGACUCAUUCGAACUCGGGAUGAUUUCCUUCGCUCUGUUGUAGCAAAAAUAUCACCAUAUAUCAAAGAAGUUAUAUCCAAGGCUUUAAAGGAUUUAGAGGCUGUUCCGGUCAAGGCAGGAUUUUUUUCAUCGCUUACUACGGCAGUGCAGUAUAGUAAUCUUACGGCAGCAGGUGCAAGUAUUGAUACAUCUGUAACAGAGCUUGAUACGGAUGUAUAUCUUGCACCUUUGAUGGACUAUCUCAACAAAAAUCUUGAGAUUCUAUGUUCGUUACUAUCCCCUCCCAUGGCACAGGAGGUUAUCAAGCGAGCCUGGGAAGAUGCUUUAGUUGUUAUUGAAAGCGUGCUGGUUCCAGGACUUUAUGGUCAAAUUGAAUCCACUCGUCGCGUUCUUAAUCGACGCCAAGUAUCGCUCUUAAAGUGGUCACUCAGUAUUCUACGUGACUUUUUCCAUGCAGAUGGGCAGGGAAUGGGACUUCCAAUGAGUGUGUUGGAUACACGCAAGUAUGUAGAUAUCUCGCAUCUAAACGAAUGCUACUUUAACGAAUUGACGGUACUAAAGCGAGAGUACGAAGUCUCUGCUAACUCUGGACGAGAUUGUGGGCUGAUCUUGAGAUUGAUCCGGUUUCGGUUUGAAAGGGAUGAAGGAGCAAACGCUUCAGUUUCUGGAUGGAGAGAUGAAGGUAAAGCCUGGGUUGACGAUCAGCUUAUGAAACAAAGGGAGAUGUCUCGAAAAUGA
This is a messenger RNA of Batrachochytrium dendrobatidis JAM81, 5349 nucleotides long. RefSeq lists its product as uncharacterized. The transcript has a single exon. The record is from RefSeq and is a predicted model, not a curated record. NCBI's taxonomy places the organism in Eukaryota, Fungi, Chytridiomycota, Chytridiomycetes, Rhizophydiales. Bases 1 to 5349 code for a protein of 1782 amino acids.